AUGAAAGUUGUUUGUCAUUUGACUAUUGUUGGUGCAUAUAAUAUUGAAUUUGUAUUAAAUCCAUUAUGUAUUGAAUAUUAUAUAAUUAAAGUAAAUGCAGGAUUAUCUCGUUCAUCUGCAUUUGCAUCAAAAGCAAUUGGUUAUCCAUUAGCAUAUAUAACAGCUAAACUUACAUCUGGAAUAAUUACAGUUACAAGAUUCGUUUUAGAAAAAUGUAAUCGAUGUACAAAUGAAAUUGAAAGUUUUAUGGUUAUACCUAUUGGUAGAUCAUUUGAAGAAGCUUUUCAACAAGUUUUAAGAAUGCUUGAUAAAAAUGUAACUGAUUUUGAUUCAUAUUUAAAAACAAUUACAGAUGAUGAAUUAAGUAAUUCAACAGAUAAACGUAUUUUUAUAUUGGCAUUAGCUCUUCGUCAAGGUUAUACAGUUGAAGAUGUAUUUGAAUCAACAAACAUUGAUUACAGUGAUUUGUCAGAUAAAAAUGAUUAUCUCGAGAAAACGAUUUGA
This is a messenger RNA of Rotaria sp. Silwood2, 504 nucleotides long. NCBI's taxonomy places the organism in Eukaryota, Metazoa, Rotifera, Eurotatoria, Philodinida, Philodinidae. The record is from the annotation of a GenBank genome assembly.